UAAUCCGGGACACUCUGAAACGAAUUCAUCGUCGUCCGUUUGCACGUCGAGAGUUCUACGAGUUUACAAAACGAAUACAGAUACGAAUCGAUAUCCCGUAUUGCUAUUGAUUUUUGGCAAAAUCUUGAAACAAUGAAGGUGUCUCACAUAUUAAUAUGUAAUCUAUACGAAAGCACGAAGUGUUACAUAUAUAGAUUCUAAAUGUCCUCUGAUCCAAUAAAAAAUCGAUGUCCCAUAACCUGCCCUUAUGUCAGGAAGCAGCUUCGUAUCGCAAUCAAGGAAUCGCCUAACAUAACGGAAGGGAUUUUUCCGCGGAAGAAGGAUGAUGUGGAACCGCGACUUCCGUUGGAUGUUAUUUCGGAAGACAUGCGAGACGAACGGACAGUCGAGACUGCACUAGCUGAAGAAUUAGAAGACGUCGAAGUAAAGUCUAAGGUUUUUGAAAAAGUUCCAAGUAUUUUGGAACCAAUCAUUACUACACCAAGAAAGAUAGCUGAUGACAUUAAAGAGAAAAUUUAUUUUAUUGAGGAAAAGAAAUUAAUAGAAGUCGUCCCUUCAAGAGAAAAAAUAGAUAGUCGCGAUGAAGAAAAAAUUGAUUUCGAGAAAGAGGAAUUAAUCCAAGAACCCGCGCCUGUCCAGAAAGAAGCUCCGAUAGAAAAGAUAGUAAAUCAUGUUGAAGAAAAAAUCGAUUCGAUUACAGAAGAGGAAAUAGACCGAAAACCUGUGAUUGUUCAGGAAGAAAUUGUCAUCCCGACACAGAUAUCCGAGCAUGUAGAUGAGGAAAUUAAAGACAAGGACUUGGAUGUUAAAGAAAUUGUAGAGAAACCCGUCGAAGAAGCUUUGAUUGAAGAACCUGAGAUUAUCGAAGAUGAAAUUGAACAGGCGCCAAUAACAGAGAUUGAAUUAGAACCGUCGCGGGAACUAGAAAAGCAUUUCGAGUUGGAGGAGCGGGAAGAAGAGAAGAGCAUCCCUGACGUACAGACGGAUUACGAGCAAUUUAUCGACGAGGAAUUGCAGGAGGCUCUGCCCGCUGUAAUAGCGAAGGAAAUUCCGGAGGAGCCGAGAGCGGUGCGUCGUGAAAUUUCCAGGAAUGCGGCCACCUUGUAUGAGAAAAUCGAUCCCAAAAGACCUGUCGGGCCACCGAGCAAGCGAGAAGCAGUGACCGCAAUGCCUGAGGAACGACCGGUUAGAGAGGAAGUAUCCGCAAGGCGGGCUCUCGAGGAUUCGACGAUAACAGAGCGGAUCGUCUCUCGUAAGCUUGGAGAAGAUGUUUGCGAGGAGACAUGCUCUUUAGUAAAGGAGCAGGAAGAACGCAUUAUGCGGAAAUUGAAGGCACGACAACGGCUCGUAGAUCAUUAUUAUCUGACGAAGGGCUUCAGCUACUUUGAGGACGUAUGCACGUGCUCUCUGGCUUGCAUGGUGUACACCUUGAGCCGGGAUCCCUUUGUGAAGAGUAUAUUCGCGUCUCUCGCGGUGUUCGCAAUUGGACUGAAGUUGUGCUCCGAGCUGGAUGCGUGGGAGAUGCCGAGUCGCAUUUCAUAAGAUCAAAAUAUCGAUGUCAGCUGAUACAUCUGAAUUUUCGCACCUGAGUCUCUUAUAAAAUCUCAGCAGUUGCAUUAAGAUUAAUGAAAUAUUGCUGAAAUAAUGCAGACGAAUACAUAAAAUAACUUGUUUAUUCAAUAUACAGCUAUUUACAGUUUGAACUCUUAUAUACAAGCGUAUGAGCAUAAGUAAAUUAAGAAUUUAAAA
Molecule: messenger RNA, 1749 nt
Organism: Monomorium pharaonis (pharaoh ant)
Lineage: Eukaryota; Metazoa; Arthropoda; Insecta; Hymenoptera; Formicidae
Product: biorientation of chromosomes in cell division protein 1-like 1
Exons: 5
Coding region: 202-1542 (446 amino acids)
Source: RefSeq, a predicted model, not a curated record